AUGCGUGCGGCCCCCGCUCCCCCGGGGCUCGUCGGCCCCCCGGGCGGCGCGGCGGCCACCGGGCAGGCCCCGCGGAGGGCGGCCUGGCCGCGGGGCCUCGGCGGGCCGGCGCGGGCCCCGCGGCGCCGGCAGCGGGGAGCGGGGGUCACAGAUGGCGGCCGGGGUGCGCGGCGAGGGCUGGGCAGCGGCAGGGGCGAGGCCGGGCGGAGGCCCCGCGGGAGCCGGACUCCCGAGCCGGGCUCCAUUGUUGUCGGAGCCGAGGGAAGGGGGAGCGAGACCGCUUACGAAGCCCGUGGAGCCGCGCCUUGGAGCCUUUCCAGGCGGGUCCCCGGAGAGGCGAGCGCCCUGCGUCCCAGCAGAGCCGGCCGAGCCCCCUGCCCAGGUGAUGAGGAAGCCUUCGCGCCCCCAGCGCAGAUCGCCGCCGCCGCUGGACGCCUCCUCCAUUGUUUGACCACAACAAGGGCCGGAUUCUCACCCAGGUUACCAGCCCCGAGAGAGGGAGGUGGAGGGGAUCCAGGAGAUUCGAGGAGAAAGGAGGACACUGGGGACGUUGCUGUCGUGACUGCAAAGCGGCAACUGAAAAUCCUGGAAAGCGUGUACCGAAGGCUUUCAGAAGAAUUUGUGGAGGCCUGGUGCCCACCCGAGACCUGCAAAUCUAAGAGAUACAUCUCUCUGGAAGAUAAGAGAGCUUCUUCCUCGAGAUCAAAAAAGGAGACUGGAGUGAUACCCAUGUAGGGAAUCCCCAGAAGGAAGGAUUGGCACACGUGGAACCCAAGGAGCUUGCUUCCUGGGAAGGCUUCUGUCUGAUGUGUAGGAGGCAGAAUGUCAUACUGACUCUUCAAGGGGAGGCUACAGGGGAUCGAGAUCAACACGCAGUAUCUCACCCUCCACCACAGGGGACACUGUGCGGUCCUUCUUCUAGAAGUGGGAAGUACGAGAUUGUUCUACAAGAAGAAGAUUCCGGGGGCUUAAAAACGCAGAGGUUUGCACCUUGGGAGCCCCUUGGAAUGUUGACAACUCAGGAUCUGAAGGAAAGUUCUGUGUUCAUGAGUUACAGAAUUCAUGUGGGAGUAAAUGUCACUUUAUGAUCAGUAAUAAUACCGAGUGAGGAGCACUAUGCAGGAAGAAACCUUCCAUAGAAAGACGGGCAGGGAGAAGCUUAGGCCAACCAUAGCCCUACCGAAUAGAGCAAGCCUGAGAUAAACUGCCAGGAUGGCCAAAUAAGAGACUCUAUGAAAUAGCAAUCCUUCAACUAUAGUAGUCGUAAGGAAAUUUCCUCCUCUAAAUCACGAUACCAAAUAGGAAAAAUGAUCUACAAGUGCCCCAUGUGUAGGGAAUUUUUCUCUGAGAGAGCAGAUCUUUUUAUGCAUCAGAAAAUCCACACUGCUGAGAAGCCCCACAAAUGUGAUAAGUGUGAUAAGGGUUUCUUUCAUAUAUCAGAACUUCAUAUUCAUUGGAGAGACCACACAGGAGAGAAGGUCUAUAAAUGUGAUGAUUGCGGUAAGGAUUUUAGUACUACAACAAAACUUAACAGACAUAAGAAAAUCCACACAGUGGAGAAGCCCUAUAAAUGCUAUGAGUGUGGCAAAGCCUUCAAUUGGAGCUCACAUCUUCAAAUUCACAUGAGAGUUCAUACAGGUGAGAAGCCCUAUGUCUGUAGUGAGUGUGGAAGGGGCUUUAGUAAUAGUUCAAAUCUUUGCAUGCAUCAGAGAGUCCACACGGGCGAGAAACCCUUUAAAUGUGAAGAGUGUGGGAAGGCCUUCAGGCAUACUUCUAGCCUCUGCAUGCAUCAGCGAGUUCACA
Felis catus (domestic cat) is the source of this 1803-nucleotide messenger RNA. It is a transcript of the gene ZNF664, whose product is annotated as zinc finger protein 664. The record is from RefSeq and is a predicted model, not a curated record. The transcript is spliced from 6 exons. The coding region runs from base 1 to 735 and encodes 244 amino acids. Lineage: Eukaryota; Metazoa; Chordata; Mammalia; Carnivora; Felidae.